Molecule: messenger RNA, 548 nt
Organism: Phalaenopsis equestris
Lineage: Eukaryota; Viridiplantae; Streptophyta; Magnoliopsida; Asparagales; Orchidaceae
Source: RefSeq, a predicted model, not a curated record
AUGACGGCAAACCUCCGGCGCCGCCCGACGACGGAGGCAUCGAAGAAAGUGAAUUCGAGAACCGUCUGUCUCAGAUGAGGAUUAAGUACCGGAGCGGCACGGGGAAGAAAGCGGAGCAGCGGCGAGCGCGGAAAUCCGGCGGCGGCGGUGUUGGAGGUAAGAAGGGGAAGGGAGUUAUGCUACCGCCUGUCCCGCUAAGAGAAGCGGUGACGGUGAGCGGGGAGAAGGUGGAAGUAGGGUUUACGCCUUACAGUGAACGGAUUAAUGGGCGGAUUGCUGGGCUAGGGUUAGCGGCGGUGGUUUUGGUGGAGCUUGGGAGUGGGAAAGGGAUUUUUAGCUACCAUACGCCGCCGGUACUUCUUAUACAAAUCUAUACUAUUAUUGCCGUCAGUGCCCUGUUCAUCAAGUUUGAGAAGGAGAGGAUUAGUGUCUGGCCUGAGAAAUCGGAAUCUUCCUCGGCUUCUUCCGCCGGCUCCGGCGAUUGAACUAUUUCAUUUUUAUUUUUUUUAUUUGUUGUUUUGAUUUGAGAAAAUAUUAUCUUUCGUCUA